Porites evermanni is the source of this 16358-nucleotide messenger RNA. NCBI's taxonomy places the organism in Eukaryota, Metazoa, Cnidaria, Anthozoa, Scleractinia, Poritidae. The record is from the annotation of a GenBank genome assembly.
AUGGAGCUGGGAGAAGGCGAGAGGGAUUUAAUGAAAAUGCUAAUGCAGAAUGACCAGCCAGAGGAGACUAUUCAGCGGCCGAUGGAAGAUCCUGCAAUGGUUCAAUCGGGGGUAAGAAAAGAUCAAAUUUUGUACUUCGUAGGACCAGUCAUUUUCGCACCAUGCUAGUUAUUCGCUCGGCGCAUGUGCGAUCAGCCUCAACAAUACGAUCUUUCACGCGGUGAAUCAAGAUGGACUCUUUAAAAAAACUCUCUGUUUUCGUGGGAAGUGAAAUGCUUCUACCUUGAAGAAACGAGCGCUGUACUGUUCUAUGUAACUUGCGGGGAGCAGGGUUUAGAUAUAGAUAGUCGUCAAGAAACAUAUAUUUCCCGGAAACAUGACACGGAUGAAAAUUGACUUCAUGAAUUCAUUGAGCGAAAUUCAACAGGUUGUAGCGAGCGCUGGCAUUUACACAAGAAGUUGUUUCGACUAUGUAGAGCUCAUCGCUUGUCAGUUGACUGGUAAUGAUUCUUUGUCGGUAGAAUUACGACACUGUCCAUAAUCCAUGGGGUUUUUUGCUUCCUAUGCCUUGAAUCACUUGAAUCAUGUAUUCCACGCUCAAAAUAUAACAGGAAGAUAAGGUAUUCACAAGUUAAAAGUUUAGCCUGUGCAUUGUAAAAUUCAGUUAAAAAAUGCCAUUGAACCAGUGAGAAUGUUUUUACCACAGUAUUUUAAAUCAAGCUUCAACGUAACCAGCCAGUCUACAUUUGUAUUUUGGGAUAGGACAGAAUUUUGCAUUCUGCUUAACAAAAAGAUGAACAGCUUGGCUCUUGCUAGCAAAGUCCUUGUGGGGUAAUCAGUCCUGAAGUUAUGUUAACCAACCUUUGGAAUUGUGUAAGUGUUAUCAGAAAUUUACACAAAGGCACGAUGCCAUAAUUCACUUGAAUUAAGUGUAUUAUUCAUUUCAAAAAGGAAAAAGGAUUAUUAAACCAGAGGAAGGUAAUCACUUCAUAGCUAUAUAAGGCAACAGUUAGAAAAUCAGGAUUCUCACAUUCAAAAUGCUUGAGUCUGUAUGUACCUGUAACCAGAUGUUUAAAGUGAAGUCAACAUUAAAAGUGUACUGUAGUUUUUUAUUUGUAAAACAAAAUAAAUAACCUAUUUAACAACUGGAAUUCAACUCAUGUUGGCAUUGUUCACUGGGCUAGAAGAAAACUUGAAUUCCAGCUUGUUGUUUGCGCAAGCAGCUUUCACAUUUUGCUUUCUGGGGCCACAACUUACUUGCGGUAGUUAAUGAUUUUGUUAGAGAAUGACUCGGCUGGACCCUUGUCCAUUAAUUGGCCUUUAACCAAGUGAGCUUUAGAAGUUAUUCACCCAGUAAGAAAAUCUACUAGUCUUGAACAAUGGGAUGUAUUUUUUUUAGCACUGGUUCAGUGUUAACUAAGUGACCAAAAGGUUAACUUACCGUCAUAAAUCAACCUGUCAUGUAAGUUCCAAAAUGUUGUGGGCCAUAUUGAUUCACAUGCACAAACAUAAUGAGUGACCACUCCGCAAUGUAAAUCAAAAUGGCAGCAUUUGAAUGAAAUUAUAUUUGCAUGGUAAUGCUUCUAUUUAUUAUUGGUGAAAUGACUGUACCUUUUGCCCUCUUCUAUUGCUGGUUUUCACAUGGCAUCAUUCACAAUUCAAACUAAAGAAGUUAUUGAUCCUUUUGAGUUGUAACGUUCAUGAAGUAUUAGAGUCGCUUAAAACUAAUCUUUAUACCGUAUUUUCUUGAUUUAAUGCUGGGGCUGUUUAAUCGAGAAAAUAUGGUAUAUGUACAAAUUGUGUUGUUCCAGAAAAUAUCCAGACCCCUCCACUGAGGGAAUCAGAAAUUCCGAAGGGGAGGGGGUUGGACAAUUAAAUCACUUUCCAUGGGGUUAAUAUCAAUUCAUUUUGGAAUUAAGUUCAAACAUUGACCAACAUUGCUUCUUACCGAUCUGGUAGAUCAUUCUUGAGACACAAAUAACUUAAACUAUAUCAUUUAUGAUUAUUCUUUUUAAGCUUAAUCAGGUUUUCUGUCUUCCUUAGAAAACAUUUUUGGAUGCCAUUUCAAAGGAAUUAGACCGACUUAAACUUGAUUUAUUUUGUGCUCGUAGAUUCGGCUGCCAUUACUCAUUACCAGUCUCCCUAAAGACAUGUUGAGUCAGUCAAUUGCAAAAUAGUGAAAGUUUCGCUUCAAAAAGCAGAAGGUACAAGGUCAUGAUUUCAGAAUCUAGAGUUAAUUUCCUCUGUCUCCUUUUUUUUCUUAAUUUUGUGUUUGAGAGGGUGACAUCAUGACUGUUUGCGAUUGCAUUAACGCUAAAUGGCGUUACAAAAUUCCACCAACAUUUGAAAUAAGAAUCAUUACACAUUGUUGCAUCAGUCGAUGAAAGAAUAGUAUAGUGGCAAUUUUGCUUCACGAAACACAUGGUAUACAAUAUAACCGUUUCAGGAUCUAGAGUUUUCAUCCUCUUUUUUGUUUUGCCUUAAUUUUGUGGUUGAAAGUUUGACUUCUUUACUAUAAGCACCCACACUUGCUGAAAUGGCCUUAAUUACAUCAACAUUCUGCCUAUGAAGACAAAAAACAAGUCGUAAGCUUGCACAUUAUGGUAAAUUCACUGAUACAACUUAUUAACUUUAUCUGUUCAUUUAAAGAAAGAGAUAAGCAAAAUUUUGGGAUCAAUUUAGGUCUCUGGGAAACUGUCCACCCACCCCUCCCCUAGGCCAACAUUUUGCCGUUAGUGAGAAGUAAGUGAUAAUGUUGGCUUAAGGAAGGGGUAGGUGGACAGUUUCCCAGAAAUCUAAAUUGACCCAAAUUUUGCAGGUUAGGUUACCUUAUGGCAGCGUAGUGGGUUGUAAUGUUGUGAGAUCACUUAAUAACUGGAAACCGUUGGUCAAAAACCACAAAUGGCCUCAAUCUUUUACUUCAAUAACCUUUCUUCGAGUGAAUGAACUUUUUCAGAGGGGAGGGUGGUCUUUGUUACACCUCUGGAAAUUCGGGAGAGGUUGAACUGGGGAAUGGGGGGGGGGGGGUUAUCACUUCCCUACAAAAAUGGAAAAUUCAGGGAGGUAUGGGGUCCUAUGUGAAAUUCCCUCUGUGGUGAGCGUCUGGAUAUUUUUUGGAACCACACAUUUUCUCUUCAAAAGGAUUUUUCAUUUUGUCAUAGAGUACUCUUGAAUUUCUAAGCUUUUGCAUGAAGUGGCAAUUACAGGGAAACCGAGAGAGGCGUUCUGUAGAUUUUAAAAUUUGCAAUUUACAUGUACUUGUUUGGGGGGAUUUUGCUAUUUGAACACUCAUUGUAUUAGAAAAAGCUUUAAUGUUUGUAUUUCCUUGAGAGAUGAUAUUCACGCUUUUGUAGCAAAACUCAGUGACAGACAUUUCUGCUGGUUUCCAGCUGCCAUGUUGGUGCCUAUUCAGAUGGGCGUCAUCAUGACAUCUCUAUACGAAGCUCUACACAUUUGGGUAAACCAUUUCUCCGAAUAUCUAAUGCGUAUGAAAAAUUGCACUGACCUGAAUCUUGGUGAGGCUCUUUGCAUAUUUAUCUUCUUUCAUCUCUCAGAUUCUGGAUUUUUUAUCUUUUUGAUGGUUUUGAUUAUUAUUUUUGAUGGCAUGUUAGCGAACACCCGCAGUUGGCUGUCAAUAUUGAUCUCUUGACUUAAGGUACUCAUGCAGAGUUUGACAUAAGCACUUGUCCACUCACCAAUUUGAGUGUGAAAUCCUUUAGGCCAGUGGAAGUCGAAGAUUACUUACCCAAUUUGGAAAAUGAAAUUCUGUAGAGCUGAAUAUUUUUGACAAAAUAUAAUUUUACAUGCAUCAUACAGGUAGUCUCACACAUUCUAAGAGCUUUAGAAAUUUGGCAAAUGCAUGCAAUUCUACCACUUCAUAGAUACAAAAUGGCUUCUUUUCAUUUGACAGAACUUUAUGCAAGGUAUCUACUUUAAGUCAUGAUACUGCUGGUCAAAAACAAACACCCUCACUGAUGUGGACUGUUUAGUGUCUUUCCUUGUGUGGUUUUGUGUUGAAAAAUCUUUCAAUGCUAUAUUUUAGCUCCCAAAAAAGGGAUGUGAAAGAAAUCCUCAAAGGGCAGAUUCUAGAGUGCAAGAGAAAACGGUUUUUUAAUAAUGUCAAGUUGAUCGGCCUUGGUUGAAAGAUAGUCGAAAUUUUACUUCCAGAUUACUGGCAAAAAAAGUAACAACAACAGUAGGACAGUUGGCUCCUUUCCUUUAUUUAAUUUGUUAAAAUCCACGCAAAAGUAUUCAAAAUACCUGUAAAUUAACAGCUUUAGGAUUGAAACUCUCCAUAGUCAACAAAGGUCGAAGGCAAAUUCAAGAUGCAGAAGAAACUUAAAACAAACCAUGUGUGUUUGCUCAGGCAUGUGGUCAGAUAGAAACUCUACUGUGUUGACCAUAUUGUUUGUUUUAGUGUGGGGAUUAUUUUGUACACAGGUAAUGUUUUUUAAAUGUGCAGGUUUAUUUUCCAUGAUGAUUUAAAUGACGUGCCUUGUAAAUCAUGUUUUUCAACCUUUUGCCAUGAUGUAAUUUCUCUUGAAUCGAGGCCCUUGAAUUUUCGUGUAUUUAUACACGCGUAUAGCCUGUGACAGCGGACGUAUUUCCAGUUGUUGCUAACAUGUAUACUAAAUCAAUUCAGAAACAAAUCAUCCAAUAGCAUAUAAAAAGUAAAUAUCCUGAAGAAUUCUCGACCUGCGAUAAAGAAGGAAGUGAAAAACCUUUAGCGAGCCAAUCCUGUUUUGUGUAGAGUUAAUUUCCUCCUCAUUUCUUAUCUAAUCUCCAAGCAAAGCGAGACUAAACGCCACUUUUAAGUGCGUUCUUGUUACAGUAUAAGGGACAGGUGUGGGAUAUGUGACUAAACUGAUUUUUUUAGCACAAAUAGCUGAUUACAGUUUUGCAUGCAUUCAAGUACAGUAUACAUGUCAGUCAAAAAUGUUGGAUUUGAAACUGGCUUAGACUGAUUUGAUAUCAAUUUCCAACUCAGAACUUCACAUGUUGAACCUCUGAUAGAUAUGCUUUCAAUCAAUAAUUUUCAUAAACAUAAUUAUUUAAAUAAGUUAAAAUAAAUUAAAUCCUCCUUGGAUGAUCUUGUUGUGUUUGGGACAAGAAAUGGAAACAGUGUGGCAGCAUAGGAUGUGUGUAGGGCUCUUGGAAAUGUUGGAAAUGUUUCAUUUUUUCUUUUGGUAUGAGCAGAUGAAGUUAGGAAUAACAAGUCAUUAGCAUUACCUGUGGAAAAAAAUACAUCUCAAAAAUGAAAAAAAGAAGUCAAAAUUUGUACACAUGGUUUUUAGAAUAACUACCAGUGUAUCUGGCAGUAAGUGGGUCACAUUUCAGCCAAAUUGGUUCGUGGGUUGCCAACUUGUACAAUGUAGUUCAAACUGUACGCUCAAUUUGGCCCAGUUUGCAUUUAGAGAAAACAAGGAAUAGAGUUGUUGCUGCAUCUUGCCUGUAACGAGAUUAUAACAGAUUAUAACACCAAAGCUGUCAAUGUUGAUGCACUGUCACCAGGGAAGGAAUGGCAAUAAUUCUUUGACACAGCAGGAAUAAGUUUCUGUCACAUGUGGCAGCUUGGACACGAAACAUAAUUUACACAGCUUAGUAAAUUUAACAUUUUAAAAUGAUUUAUUUCUUAAUAUAAUAUUUUCUGUAAUGGUUAAAUUUGAAAAUAAUGACUAUACUGACAAUCAUGCCACAUACCAGGAACACUCUUCAGGAGUUGUAAGCAAUUGUAGAAAAGCAGUCAUCUUUUAUCUUGAUGUGGUAGACAAAAACAAACUAGACAAAAAAACAAGAUCUUUUUCUCUUUUUGGAGGCACAGUCGUCGGGUUCACUAAAGACAACUCCCUUUUCUUAUGCCAGUACAGCUGAGCUGAAAAUUUUGACUGGACAUUUUAUUCCCGCUUAACUGUUCAAUAAUUUUGUGCUUUUCACACACAAUUGACAAACCAGGUUCAAUUUUAACUUUAUUCAGUGGUUUUACCAUUUGCCCAUGCACCCUACUUGUAUGAGCAAAUCUAAAAUGGUGUCUCCUAGCUGAAUUUCCUUGCAUCCAUGCAACCACACUUUUGCUGCACAGCAAUUUAGACGAUCAUGGUGUUCACACAUCACUGGUCAAGCUUUUAACUCCUCAAGCUCAAAAUUUGAGCUCGAUUUGGGCAUUCAGAUUUUCGAAUGGCUAGGCAUCUAAAUUUUCAUAUGGUUAGCAUGGUUCCAUGUGAACACAACACCAAAAUGCAUGAAUUUAUUUAUUAUUAAUUUUGCACAAAAUGCAAUUGCCACUGCGAUAAUCAUAUCGUCAUUAAAAAAUUUCUAUUUCUGUAGUUCACAUCUUCAUUGAGACUGAAAUUGGAGAAUUCCUCUGAUCUGCAUAAUGGUCAAGAUCAUGAAACAUUUUAGUCAUACAUGUAGUCACGGCUACAACUAAUCUCGGUGAAGUCUAAGUAAAUAGUUGUGUUCAGACUGAAUGGGAAGCUUACCAGGAAAGUCACUUGCGCAAUGCCAAAAACUACUUGAUCAAACGACUGGACAGGAGUUUUUUUGAGCCCUGCUUAAGAUAUUUUGUCACCCACUUUUCCCAUUUUAUAGAGAAGCAUCACAUCUGUCCCUUGCUGAAAGCAGACAGUUUGCCACACAUCCAUCUCACUCUGAAAACCCUUCCAAGGCACCUUACAGCAACAAUAUGUGGUAGCUUGUUACCCUGGGCUGGUCUUUAUGACUGUGAGACUAAAUUACCAGUAACCCUCAGUGUUCUGCCUAAAUUUUAGCUCAGCAGAUAAGGGACCAUUCAUAGCUGGUAAGGCAUAAGAUAUGCACUAGAGGUGCACUUUCCUGGGGGGAAGGGGGUACUGGAGUGUGGGACAUGGCCCCACCCUUGCUGGGAAAUUUAGGAACUAGUUCUCUGAAACGUCAUUCCUUCAUUUUAAGACCUGUUUUACGCUAAUCCGCUGUCCAUAUAUGCAUUCAUUUCCUUGUGGCAUGUGAGAAUCUUGAAAGUAAAUCUUAAAAUUGCCAUUUCAGGCGGUAACAAGUGUUGCUUCAGGCAGGAAAUUUUACCAGUUACCCCCUGAUAAGGAGAACACUGACCCUAAAAUUUAAAACAAUAUUAAUGAAAAAUUCCUAGUAACCUUUAUUCUAUGGUGAGAAUCUAUCGUGCAUUUUUGGUGGCUCAGCUUGUUUUUCAUUGAUUGCUAUGCCUCCUUUAUUGGUCUUUAUUCUAGACUCAUUUCUUGGGGAACAUUUCAAUUUCUUGCGGAUAAAAUGAAGCAACCUUUUCUCAGUCUGCUCUUUGUGCUCCUAGAAUUUGAAAGAUUCUCUGGUAUUCAUCAUUUUUGAACAAAUAAGCUGUAAAAUAAUCAAAAAUGAGUAUUUUAGAAAUUGGGAAUUAUUUAUGGUAUCAUGGAUUAAAGGUGUACCUACUCUAGGAAAAUUUUCUGCUUUGAUCAAGCCAUUUCAAACUGGGAGAUUUUGGUAUGAUGGAAGGCACCCUUGAGACAUGUUUUUCUUGAGGCUUCAAUGUUGAUAUAAGUUUCUUACCUUUCAUAGGGGUACUCCCAGCCUGGCAUGGGUUAUGGAUCAGCUCAUUAUAGUGGGAUGCAACAGCAACAGCAACAGUUACCCGGAAUGGGCCAUCACCAACAACCAAGAGGUUCAAAUUACCAUUCCAUCAGUCCAGGACAGAUGAUCCCUAGAAGUCCUAACAAUGGCAUGAUGCCUCAAGAUUUAGACUUGGUACUUCAACAGCAGCAAUAUCAGCAGCAGCAGCAUCAACAAGCUGCUUAUGGAGGUGGCAAUUUCCAGGGCUAUAAUGGAGGUUAUGGGGGACCAAGAACUAUGUCACCUCAGACGUCUGUUCAAUCUAUGGGUGCAUACCAGGGUGGGUUUCCAUCAGAACAAGGAUAUCCCCAAGGAACUGGCUCAAAUCAUACUGUAGGGGAGUUUGGUCCACAGACAGGCUCUAACCAAGCUAUGGGUAUACCAGGACCAGCUUCCUUGAGUCUUGCCAAUCUGUCUGCCAGACAGCAGCAGUAUUAUUCAGAUGGUUAUGGAAUGAAUAUGCCUGUUUCUCCGGUACAUAAGCAGAUGCAGCAAGGUGGAGGUUUCCUUCAGCCCCCAGGGAUUCCUUAUUCACAGCAGGUUCAGUCGUACCAGUCCAACUCAUACCCCAAAAGGCCCUCACCUUCAUCGGUGCCAAACCAGAUGCAGGGAUUUAAUGCUGGUGGAUCGUUUAAUGCUAGAUCCAAUACUGGGAUGCAGAUGCCUAACAUGCCGUAUCAAUCCCCAACCAGCCCAUAUCAACCACCACAUUCCCCAGUAAGAAGAUCAACCACAUCCCCAGUACAACAGCAAGAUGCUGGGUUAUAUAGCAGACCUCGUGAAGCUUUUCCACAGCCAAGGUCUCCCUUUGGCUCGAGUCAGGCACAGUUUCAACUGCAGCAACAACAACAACAACAGCCGCAUAGUUCUUGCAUGUUUGUUCAGCCCAGUACAACCCCAUCCCAGUCACAAUACCAGUCCCAGCAACAAAAAGUUGGAGGAUUAACUCAACGCAGAGCUUCAUAUCCUGGACAGCAGAGCACGAUGAAAAUGCCUUCUCCACCACCUAAGAGAUCCCCCCCUACCUCUUUACCAAAUCCGAAGAGUCCUGAUCUGUUAAGGGGAAAUCAGCUGGGAUUUGAUGAUCGAGGUUCAGUUAAGCCUGUUUCCAAAAAGGAAAAAUCAUCAUCACCACCUUAUUUUGAUCCCAGUCAGGUAGUUUCUGCUUCACAAAUGAAAGGAACUCUUUCUAAGAAAGGGGGUGAUAGCCAAAAAGGUUUGCCUCGUCUGCGGAGAAGCGCUUCUGAUGUUGGAAGUCCUUGCGUAUCUCCUCCACUCACUAAAAAGGUGGAUGCGAGUAGAUCAGAAGAGGAAGGGUGUGACAUGAAAGUUAACGAAAGUAAGAAAGUGGAGGAAGCUAAGACAGUAAGAGGGACUCGACAGAGUGAACAUGAAACCCAUUCUCCAAAGAAGCAGCUAGGGGAUAAGAGAGAGGGGAACUUUGAAACAGUGAAGGAAAACAAAUUGAGUGGUCCUGGGAGCAGUUUAUCACCAGAGCGAAACGAGUCUGUUGUGGAAACAUUAAAGCCAGAGAAUGUAGCCCAAUCUUCAAAAGAGUCAAAACAUCAACAGGUGGUUGGAUGCAAAGAAGGUGAAGAUGGAAAAAGUGGUGCAGAGAAACCAUCAGGCGAUCCUAAUGCCAAGGAAACUGAAGUUACUGCAGCUGUAUGGAGCCUGGACGUUAUUAAAAAAGAUGGGAUAUCGAAAGAGGUCAUCAACAAGGCGGACAAAAACCCGGCUGGAGAUAUAGCAGCAGGUUGUAACAUGGAAAACGUGACUUGUGAAAAAGACGAUUUGACCAGCGAUACAGAGAGAAAGGCUACUAAUGAUAAUGUUCAGGUAUCGUGUGCUGAAAAGGACAGUGAAAAAAAGCAGGAAAGUGGUAAAGUCGAUGGAGACCGUGAAGGAAAUAGUAGUGUAACAACGAAUGUGGAGGGUAAAUUGAGUAAGAAACCUGUUGUAGAAGCUGGGAAACCAGCUAACAAAAAAGACAAUCACUUGGAGGGCAUCUUGGCGGAAAAUAGAAAAACUGGCCAACCGGUUAACGGAUCGGAUGAUGAACUUGUUCGUAGAGAUAAAAAGGUUGGACAGUCCGAUAUUACAACAGUUGAGGGUAAUCAUGAAACGGCGCAGCGAAACGGGGAUGCGAGUGAGGCUAGUGAAAGGAAAGAGGCUGACGAGACAGACACCGUGUCAACUGAUACGAAGGGAACUGUGAAACAAGGUUUUGAGCCUGUCAAAUCAGCCAAUGUUGCAACUCCAUCAUCUAACAAAUGUGAACCAAGCACCGUCAAGUCAAAUAGUAAAAAUAAAACGGCCGAAGAAAAUCAACAUUCGGUGAAACGCAACAGUGGAUCAACUCCAGCAGUUGUUGUAAAGGAGAAGCCAGUUACGGUCUCCCUGAGGUGCGAAGAACGUUUGUCUUCGGAUGAUGACGAUCGUCUGUCAGCUUCAAAAGUGGAUUCAUCACCUCCGCCAGUGGAAAGCAAAACCCAAGGAAUCCAGACGAUAGAGCAGACCACAGCUUCUCCACGUUCCAGCCACCAACAGGUUACUCCAAUCAAAGCUACCAUCAUUGCGAAGGGCAAGUCUGCUCAGAGCAAUCAACAAGUCAUGGUGGCUAAGACCACAUCUGGGCAAAUGUAUCUCAUCCAAGGGAACCUUCUGGUGCCUGUUCAGUCUCUCAGUUCUGACUCCUUAUCAAAGCAGAAUUCAAAGGUGAAUAUUAUUCUUUCAAUAGUUUACGAAAGGGAGUAGGUAAGGCUGUUUUACGCAUGCACUAUCAGCAAUUAGUAAAAUCCAACUAGCGGUCUAUUAUCAAUGCUGCGUUCUGAUUGGUUGAGCUUCUACUAGGCUAUAUGUUAUAGCACACUAGUAGCGAAAAGCGCCCGCUUUGCAAAACAAUGGCGGCUGAGUCGCGUUUUGCUAGCUUAAGUUGUUUUAUCUCGAUAGUUUUGACCAACUGGUUGGAUUUUACUAAAACAAUUAUUCCUCUCGCCCUCAUGGCCUCUGAGUCAAUUGACUCAGAGCCCAUUCGGGCUCGAGGAAUAAUUGUUAAUUAGGGUUGCAGAAUUGACUGAAAUAUCAAAAUAGAGAGCUUAUGCGAAGACGUUUUUGAGCGAUGCAGUGCAACCGGAAGUGGCCUUUUUGCGUCCAUGAGCUGUGGUUGUCCUUAAUUUUUUGGCAAAUCGUCUCGAUUAGAAUAAUAACACUAAGGAAUACAAUUUGAUACCGUCAAGGCAUAAUAAAAAAAGAAAAGGCCUCACAUCUGGGUCACCUGUGUCGCUCAAAAACGUCUCUUCCUAAGCUCUGUAAUAGGCUGAUUUAGCAACAGAAAUGGAACGUCAUUUGACGAUGGCAAAGCGCGCGUAAAGGACUAAACUCUACUUCCGGUGCCCAGUUUGCCGCUGAACCAUUAGUCAAGCCAGUUGUUUGAUUUGCGCGCGCCGUCGUCAACUGACGUUCCCGUUUUGUUGCUAAAUCAGCCAAAUAACUGCUUAAGACUGUAAGAGAAAGCAAGAGGCGACACUUAACGACUACUAACGAACGUUCAGACGGUCGGGCAGGCAUGGAGCGAGAAAUAAGAUCAAAUGCUGUGACUGCCAUGCCACUUAAAUUGGUGAAACCGGCAGAAACCUUCGCACGCAACUGACUGAAUACAAACAAGCGAUAAGAAAGGGUGAUGCCAGGCUGCUCCGUGGGUCGCAUCUUCAUCGUAAGUCUAUUACGAAUAAUUGACAGACAGUUUUUAAGUUUUGAUUAGCUUAAAUUCUCAAAAGGUCCUUGGGUUUGAUUUGUCACGGUGCUUUCCGAAAAUGAAAUAUGGGGUUUGUUUUUCACUUUUUAACAAACUUAACUACUUUCUGUAUCUUUCUAAGGUGCUAAUUGUGAAUCCGGUGAAGACGCCAACGGGUCAAGUCAAACAUAUACAAACUGCAUCCGUAUUGAAAAUAGCCGAUGCCAAAGAAAACAUAGGCCACGAGGCAUCUAAAGGUACUGCGCAGAAGGGAACGGCCUACGAGGCGGGCAAUGAGAAAAAUGAUGAAAAGUUAAAAUCAAACAGAUUGCGUAGUUCUAAGGGCGACACGAAGAGCAGUGAGGAGUCACCAGCUGAUAAAAAACAUCACACUGCCGCACUUGAAAAGGAAAAGGUUAGCAGUAGCAGUGGAUCUAAUGCAGGGACAGACUUGACAAACUCUGCCGAUAAAAGGGAGGAUACAUCCUCUACAAGCAGACAGGCAGAGUCGAUGCCUGAAGAUAAACCACCGACCAAAACUCCAGGUCGUGGUCGGCCACCAGGGAGCAAGGAUAAACAGAAACGUAAAUCUUUUGUGCAUAAAUCUAAGCGAACAGAAAACGAAGAAAAAGUGGAUGAACCCGCUUCAAAACGGAAGUUCUCAAAGACUGCUAGUGUUGUAAAGGACAUGUCUUCUACUGAAGCGUCGACCUCUUCCAAACGACCUCUAUCUUUGGAGGUACCAACGGUUAAUGCAAGCAAAUCUCCGAAACGACGCAAAGUGUCGACUUCGGGAUCUCCAGUAAAGCAUAUAUCUGUAAUGCCUCGUGGAGGAGUUGACGGCGACUCAUGGGUUUGUUGUUUAUGCGGAAAACGCAGCGGUCAUAACUUGCUGGGAGAUCUCUACGGACCUUAUAAGACAAAAUACUCCAAAGAGAAAACAGACAGCUCUUUUGCAAAGGACAGUAAACUAUCUCAAAAACUGUCAUCACCUGGCAGAAAGUCGAGUUCCAGUUCGGACGCACACGUGGAACGGAAGUCGAGUUCUAAUGAAGAUGAUAUGGAAAAUUAUGAUUUGGACUUGUGGAUUCAUCGGGAUUGUGGAGUGUGGUCUCCGGGUGUAUUUAUGUUGGGCAAAAUCCUUCAUGGGUUAGAGCAAGCUGUAGAAAGUGCAGCGCAGCAUGUAAGUAUUAUUUCUUAUUCUUUAAGUUAUGAUACCCAAACCUCUCAUGUAACUGUUUCAUUUACUUGUCUUUUCACGCAUCUCUGCAAUCCUACGUCACGAACUUCUUCCGUAGGCCUUUGUUUUGGUUGGGUACGUACCCGAGAUGAGAUGGCACUGGUGCGUGGACGCAGAGAUCACCCUGCUGACCGAAUUCAAUUUGCGUAUACAGCCUGUUAAUGACCCCGAAGGGAUUUCGCCUAGAAGACCAAAUCCCAAGAAGGCAGCCUAGUAACUCGCGCGUAUAUAUAGGAAAGUGGUAACAGUUGAAAUAUGCAGUCAGUAAAUUCGCGAUUGCUUGAACAGGGGCCACAUGGGAUCGUUGGGUAAUGAUGACGUUCCUAUUUUAAACGCCCAGUGGUAAGAGAUGGUUAGGAUGAUGUAAAACAGAAAAUUCCCGAAGGGACCGCUUAGAUUGAUUUUGUGACACUUAUUGUACAGUCAAACUUCGAUACUCUUGUGUUACGUGUGUUCCUGAAGUGACAUUCUGUGGAGCAGCUGUUUUUAAAGAUGUGGACCGAAAGACACUCGUUAAGUGCGGAUGACGUUAUAAGAGGCGUAUAGCUGUGUAUAUAUAAACACUUGGAGAGUUUGCCAGACACGAGUUUAUCAUUCACAAAUCUUUGACUGAAAACGAUUUGCCAGUUAUAAAUUACUUUGGGAGAAUAAGACUCAGUCCACAAACAAGCAAGUUUCCCAAUGCAAACGAGUGAAUCAAACUAGCUUAUCAGCCGAACGAUGGACGAUAACAGAAAUCGGCUUGCUUUCCGGCUAAUAAAAUGAACUGUAAAAAGUGCGAGCGAAAUAGGGAAAAAUUACCACUUCUAAUCAAAUCUUUUCUUCUAGUUUAAAAAAAAUCAUCGUAACUGCGAAUGUUUUGAUCAAAGCUGCGUAAAUCGACCUACCUACUGUAUGGAAUAUGUGCGAAAAUCUUCAGAAUGAUUCGGUAUAUUUUAAAGACCUACACAACGGCAAGGAAUACAAUUGACUGACAACAUACAGAGCGGUAGAAGCUGCAGUGUCAAAAACAACAACAAUAAUAAUAAUAGCAUUUAUUUAAACACGAUUAAAAAUUCAGCAAAACUGAUGUGGUCGUAUGCAUAACAAUAAAAUUAAACUUCCUAACUAAUCACAAUAUUAAAGUCAGACGUUGUACUUACUGUCUGUUUUCUCAUGGGCCAAGGGUAUGCUCACGUAUUAAGACAAUGAAUAACGACAUAACGUGGCAUAACUCGUGUCGUCCGCCCCAUUGGUUCAGAUUUGGUACCAAAGGUAGUAGCAAUUGGCAUUUUACGCUUUUGCGCCUCCUUAUGUCCCAUAAAAUUUGUGGCUAUCGUUUGUUUGUGCUCCUGUUUGCGGUGUAUGUCUACCGUACAAUUAGGUUAUAAAAUAUGUCUUUAAUAUAGAAGGGUGAUUAUAAGGAGAGGUUCGAUCGUGCUUUGCUUUAUGCGAGUCGUCAGUAUUAACUCCUGUGUGAUAUAAUUGUUUGUGAUUUUUUUCUUUCCAACAGAAAUGCGUGAAGUGUUCCGAAGUUGGUGCCACGCUGGUCUGCUUCAAACGAGGAUGUAUUAAAAUGUAUCACUUUGCUUGUGCAAGAGAUUCAGGUGACUGUCUUUAUUAUUGUUCCUGUUGGCUGUGCUAUAUACAGAGGCUUGUCUCAUGACGUCAUUUCCGCCAUGUUGGUUUCCAAAACCAGUCCUUUAUGAGUGAAAACGCUGUCUCUGUAUAGAGGCCAAAGUCUUCCUAGUUGUGAUUUGUACUUUUUGCUUCGUUUCUUUUGUUACAUGUGAUCUGUGCCUGGAUAUCAGAAGUAUCCAUGAUAUUGAGGAAAGGGUACUAUGGUUACUUACCGGUUUUUUACCGUUUACACGGACAAACCGGUCGGUCCACGGUUUAGGCAAAUGGUAACAAAAAUUCAGUCGCGUUUACCAUUUGUACAAAACAGUUUCAUUUACCGGUAAAAACGACCGAGAACGCCUGAAACUGUCAUCAAAGAUGUCUUUCAAGAAAUGGAACACGAAUUUCCGUUUGGAAUAUUCCGUCCGGAAAAAAAGGACUACCUUUUCAGAUGUUCCGUUGCUGCCGGACAUGUUCGGCUGGGACGCCCAAAAUAGUCAUGUUCCAUUACUUUCCAACUGGACUUUCCGGAAACUUGUUGAAAUGGUAAACAACCACCAUAACAUGGAAAUACCGCAAAUGCCGGCUGAAAAAUCAAAUGGUUCGCGACAUUUCGUUUGGGAAUCUUCAGAAAAUAUGGGCUGUAAAUUGAGGCGAUGCAAUUUUUCUACUCUCUUCAGCCCGUUCUGCAGAUGUAGAUGUACUUUGCAGCGGGCCGUUCUUCCAGCCCGCCAAAUUUCAUAAAUUUAUGUGUAUGCACAAGAUUGAUUUCCACCCUUGUAGUUUGUGUAAGUGGUAAGCACCCUCAGUUCCUAACCAACUGGACUUGAGCUGCAAUGAGGGCGGACUGGAGGGCGAAGGGGUGGGUGGGGUUUAGACCGUGAGAGAGAAGGCAGAUUUUGAAACCCGGCCUUACGGCUUGUUUCAGUUUUUAUUUGAUUAGGUCAUCCAGCUUUCGUUUAUUUGAUUUUUUUUUCUGUUUUUGUUAUUUAAUAGGUUGCACUUUCGUUGAGGACAAUUUUACGAUAUUCUGCUCAACGCACAAGGUAGGUAACGGAUGGUUGUUGUAUGUAUAGAGGUUGUUUUUUUCAGGAACGCAACUACAGGAACGCCUCUAGUUUGCACAAGAAGCCAUGUCUGUUUCAUACGCUGUCCUUAUGGCCUUUUCCCGGCUUAAGACUCUAUCGGAAUAGAUGAAUUUGAGAGUGCAAAUUGCUAUAUUCGACUUAUUUUGAUUUUUUUUCUUUUUUUUUCAGUGACGAUGAGAGCAACGUUUCAUUAAUUUCUUCCUUUUCGUAAAAAUUGACGGCUUUUAUUUUUCACCGAUGUCUCCUUUACUUGGCUGUCUUAAGAAUCUUCCAUUGUGUACGCAGAGCAUUGAGCAGUUAUUAUUUCACAUACUGAUUUUAUUUUUCGUUUGCCACGUCUUACUGGAUGUAGCGUAUUAAGACUAAUCCGAGGAACUGUACUCUGUCGACCAGGCAGGCGCACAAAGACAACCAAACUUGCGUUUUGUUUCUCUGCCAGCAUUCCGAGUUUCCCGCCUCUGGCUUUACUCCACAUUUGCAUCUGCAAUUUCCCGCGCUUCACCGUGAUUGGCUCAUUGUGUUGGUUUUUUUUUGCUGUAAUUGGCCAGAUAGUCUGACGUGUGUCAUGACUUGACGAUGGUCAUGUGGAAGCCAAAGUUAUCGCUGAACCUUGAAAAUUGGAGGACAUAACUUACUGCUUGGACUUAUUUCCCAUUGGGUUGGCUAGUUCCAAUCCUGUCUUUAUGGCACUGGCUGCCGUCUUUGUUAUGUUGCGUUUAUCUCAACAACCACUUUACAUAGGUCUCAUUCACUCUAUUUUUUUAAACCGUCUGUUUUUGAUUAAUCGGUCCGCUAAAUGACUAUUGUGGGUGUAAACGAACGAAAGUAGAACGUUCAAUAGGAGGUGCAACAUAUUUUUGUUACGGUGAAAUAUCACGCUGACUGUACGUCAUAAAGAUUUGUAACUCCUUGACAACAAGUGUUUCCCAGGAAUAUUUUAUUCUUAAUAAGUGCAUGUUUAGUCUGGUUUGUGCUCAGGAGGAGUCAAGAUUCAAAUUUUUAUAUUCAGUGCAGAAUUAUGCAAUGAAACGUUCUACGUUGUUGUAAAAAUAGUAGUCCUUGUGGAGUGUUGGUUCUUUUCUCUUUAUUUGUGGGGGAC